GAUACUCACAGUUUGGUUUCUGCCCGUAAUCAGUGAGCAACACACGAGUUCCCCUAAACGCAAAUCGUUUCUGCAAAGAUGAAAUUCUUCGUCGUCAUUGCUCUGGCGUUGGUAGCCGCAGUUGCCGCCCAGGAUAAGUACACCACCAAGUACGACGGUGUCGAUCUGGAUGAGAUCCUGAAGUCCGACCGCCUGUUCAACAACUACUACAAGUGUCUGCUGGAUCAGGGCCGGUGCACCCCGGACGGCAAUGAGCUGAAGCGCAUCCUGCCGGACGCACUGAAGACGGACUGUGCCAAGUGCAGCGAGAAGCAGAAGAGCGGCACCGAGAAGGUGAUCAACUAUCUGAUUGACAACCGCAAGGACCAGUGGGAGAACCUGCAGAAGAAGUACGACCCGGAGAACAUCUACGUCAACAAGUACCGCGAUGACGCCAAGAAGAAGGGAAUCAACCUGUAAGGUGGACGCUGAGUUUCCAUUCCACCCGCGACCCUUGCAACGUGUUACCGGCCUCACGCGUACCAACGGACUUAGGAGUUUUGUUAACUGCAAUCAUAGGCGCAUGCCGUUCGGUGCUGUUUAACCAUCGGAUACAAAUCUCUACAAAUAGCUCAGAAUAGCCUCAGCAGCAGCAACGACAUCAUGCAGAAAACCCCACCGGCCAGAUGCCGUCGAUUGAGCUUCUGUCCGCUAGUUCGGAUUGCGGAGUUCUCUCUCUCGGAGGCAGGCGGUGAACGGUUUCGGGUGAUUACUGAUGUGUGAUAUGCGCACGGAGCAGCAGCCAACUUGUCGAAUCCCAUGGGUUCAUGAAUCAUUGUUUUCUUUUUAUUUACUAGAAGCCUAGCUGUGGCUUCUGAGUAAAAUUCAUCCUUAUUACUUCAUCAGUACUUAAACAAACAGAACAAUAAACGAUUUUACGAA
Messenger RNA from Anopheles bellator, 921 nucleotides. It is a transcript of the gene EbpIII, whose product is annotated as ejaculatory bulb-specific protein 3. The coding region runs from base 79 to 459 and encodes 126 amino acids. The transcript has 2 exons. Lineage: Eukaryota; Metazoa; Arthropoda; Insecta; Diptera; Culicidae. The record is from RefSeq and is a predicted model, not a curated record.